AUGCACUCCAUCUUGUCCAAACUAUCUAUCUUGAUCCUGGCUGCUGUUCAGCUGCCUCGCGCAUUAGCAGCACCCGGCGCAAGUCGACGGUCGACCUGCACACUGAACUAUUCGUGUGGAAUGGUAACUAUUUAUCUCACAUCAUCGAUGAAUACGUUGACCGAAGCCGAGAAGGCAGCAUACUUCGCAGCGGAACUCUGUCUCCUUAAUGCGCCUGCUCGAACCGACAUUCCAUAUGUUGUGUCGCGCUACGAUGACUUGGUUGGUACGCAUGCACAGCAAAGCGAUUUCACGAACAACAAUGAUUUCUGGCAUGUAACUGGACAGUUCUUACAUGUCCACCGUUAUUACAUCUACAUCCACGAAACACUCCUCCGCAACGAAUGCGGAUACACUGGUGCUUUGCCGUAUUGGAAUGAAUCUGUCGACGCCGGUGCAUUUUCCACCUCUCCCGUGUUACUAGACUUUGGAGGGAAUGGUAGUGAGGAAAAUGACUGGGCCGUCAAUGACGGACCUUUCGCUAACCUCACACGGACCCUGAAUGCGACGGCGGGUACCUCGCAUCUCCUUGCACGCGAAGUGGACGAGACGGCCUCAAUCAGAGUCGGACAAACAUACGUUGAUGCUCUGCUUGCCCUUGAUACGUUUGCGGAUUUCAAAACCACUUUGGGCGUUGCAGCCACAGAUGUCGGGAUCCAUGCCUCAGGGCAUGCUGGUGUCGGAGGGGAUAUGGUCAAUGCUGCAACUUCGCCUAACGAUCCAAUGUUCUGGGUGCACCACGGAUUUGUGGAUUAUCUUUGGUGGAAGUGGCAGGGCGACAAUGAGACUCGCAUCAAUGAUUUGAACAACAUCGGGUAUGAGUCGGAGAAAGAGCCUGCCACCGGUUAUGUUGAGACCACCGGAGCUACUGUGUUGUAUAUGUUCGACAUUCUUCCUAAUGCAACGGUUGCCGACGUGUUGAGCACGGAAGAUGGGUUCUUGUGCUACACUUAUGCGGUUUGAAUGGGCAAUUAAACUUGAAUAUUUCCUUAUAAAAUCACUCCAAGGGAUCCUGUUUCUGGUGACAGUUUAUCUACGGAAUUAUUUUACUUUGUGUUCGCACGAACAAUGAUACAAAUUUAAUCCCUGAAGCCACGGGGACGCCUGC
This is a messenger RNA of Desarmillaria tabescens, 1147 nucleotides long. RefSeq lists its product as uncharacterized. Bases 1 to 1002 code for a protein of 333 amino acids. The transcript has 10 exons. Gene Ontology annotation, molecular function: oxidoreductase activity. The record is from RefSeq and is a predicted model, not a curated record. NCBI's taxonomy places the organism in Eukaryota, Fungi, Basidiomycota, Agaricomycetes, Agaricales, Physalacriaceae.